UACUUUGAUACUUGGAUACUUGGAUACUUGGAUACUUGGAUACUUUGAUUCUUUGAUUUUUUGUUACUUUGAUACUUGGAUUACACCUCUAAAUUCCAGAUCAAAGCCAAUUGACUUGAAUAUAAAGGGGAAACACAAUCUCAGCAGAAUCAGACUCAGCGAUUAUUCGUAGACGACAGCUCCACGGGAAUCUUCUCAGCGUCCUUGAACCGAGAUAGAGAACCGUCUGUAGAACAGCGCGUCACGACAAAACUACUUCAAAACGACUUUGUUCCGAUGGAUCGUCUGAGUUCAUCCGACAUGGAGACCAUCAUCUGCUCAGGAGAUGAAUCACAUGGACAGAUGCAGUGGGAUGAUACUGCCCAACUCAAGGUGAACGGUGUCACCAGAAUCCUGCAGGCUCUCCACCUAGCACUCCUGGACGCGAGGAGGAAGAACCAGGAGCUCAAGGCCGAGAACGCUGCUCUGAAGGAGCACAGGGUCAGAGAGGAAGAGUUGGAGAAGGAGCUUGCAGUUAUGAAGAUAACGAUGAAACAGAAAGUGGAAGAAAACCUCUCCCUGACCACUGAGCUUCAUCUCCAGCACUUGGAGAACCAGAAAGUAGAUAAUGAAUGGAAGGAGAAAUGUGCAGCUCUGCAGGAGAACUACGAGGAGAAGCUGAGGUGCAGUGUCCUGGAAGAGGAGGCCAGCUUCCAGAAGAGAGAGGAUCUGUUAAACAAGCUCAGGAAGACAGAGAAGUGGUUUUUAGAGGAGGCGAAGGAAGUACAGGCCCUGAUGCUGAAGAACAUUGAGCUUCAGAAUCUCACCUCUAAGACCGACUGGGACAAUGUGAAGGUCAAAACUGAGAAAAAGGAGAAGAAAGAACACCUGGAGAGAGAGAGGAAGGAGAGCAAAGAACUGAAGAAGAGAGAAAAGAAAGAGAAGAAAGAAACGAUUAAGCAGGAAAAGAAAGAGCAGUUGGAGAGAGAGAAGAAGGAGAGCAAAGAACUGAAGAAGAGAGAAAAGAAAGAGCAGUUGGAGAGAGAGAAGGAAGAGAAGGAGGAGGGGGGAAGUGUGAAGAGGAGCAAGUGGUCCCCCUGUUUUCUCUUUUAAAACCGGAGCUAGUCCUAAACUCUCUCAUCCUUCCUCUCCCUCAACCAUCCCUUCAUCAUGAAUGCCCCACUCCCUUACCAUGUACAUAGCUUUGUUUUUUGUGUAUCUUUUUACUUUUAUUAGUUUGAUCAUUGUAUAAUGCAACUCAUUAUUGUAAUUAGUUUCUAAAGUGUUUCCUUUAGUAUAGAUUUUGUAUAACA
Platichthys flesus (European flounder) is the source of this 1292-nucleotide messenger RNA. Its product is annotated as DNA ligase 1-like. Lineage: Eukaryota; Metazoa; Chordata; Actinopteri; Pleuronectiformes; Pleuronectidae. The transcript is spliced from 3 exons. The record is from RefSeq and is a predicted model, not a curated record. Bases 277 to 1092 code for a protein of 271 amino acids.